AUAUCAGCGUUAUUACCAGUUAAAAACGAAAGAAAGUUUAUUUGCUUUGCAUACAAAAGUACUAUGAGCGAUUGGGCCAAAUCACAGAAGAACCAGACGAAUAAAAACAUUGAAAAAAUGUCCGAUGACGCAUCUAAGUUUUUGGGUGGUAUCUUGGGAGACAUCAGUUCCAGAUCCGCGUAUGCACAAAUUGGCAUUGGAGCAGCUGCUGGUUGGGCAACUGGUUUUGCCACAAUGAAAGUUGGUAAAUUUGCCGCUUUUGCUAUUGGCGGCGGUAUCAUACUCAUGGAAAUUGCUCACCAAGAGGGUGUAAUCGAGAUUGAUUGGUCAAAGAUUUGCCGAAAGUUGGACAAAGUUACCGACAAGGUAGAAGAAGCUGUUACCGGUCAAGAGAAGUCCUGGGUUGACAAGGCCGAAAGGUCAUUGGAUCGCAAAUUAGAUCGCGCCGAAGAGCUAAUCAAGAACAAAACAAAGAAGGCCAAGAAGUGGUACAGCACUCUCAUCGGUGAUGAGAAUGGUCCAAAAAUAAAUGAUUUGCACAUCUUCCUUACUGCCUUCAUAGGCGGUGUUGCAUUGGGUAUAGCGAGCUCUUAAA
Messenger RNA from Musca vetustissima, 595 nucleotides. Its product is annotated as FUN14 domain-containing protein 1. The coding region runs from base 64 to 594 and encodes 176 amino acids. The transcript has a single exon. Gene Ontology annotation, biological process: autophagy of mitochondrion. Lineage: Eukaryota; Metazoa; Arthropoda; Insecta; Diptera; Muscidae. The record is from RefSeq and is a predicted model, not a curated record. Gene Ontology annotation, cellular component: mitochondrial outer membrane.